Molecule: messenger RNA, 3611 nt
Organism: Xenopus tropicalis (tropical clawed frog)
Lineage: Eukaryota; Metazoa; Chordata; Amphibia; Anura; Pipidae
Product: zinc finger protein 850-like
Exons: 2
Coding region: 299-3055 (918 amino acids)
Cellular component (GO): nucleus
Source: RefSeq, a predicted model, not a curated record
AAGAAGGGAGGUUCCAUUUAAAUAUUCGGAAAGGAUUUUUUACAGACGUUGCUUCAUGAAAAGAGUCAUCAAAACAUACUGGUUAAGUCUCUGAAGGCCACGUGGGGACAUUAUAGUAGGACACAGUGUGGAAGAAUGUGUAAGGCUGGCACAGCACAAACCCAGGCUGAGUAGGAGUGUGAGCCAACUGCAUGGAAUGAGGGUCACUGACUGAGCUCACAUUGAUUGGUUGGAUGUGGGAAAGGCUUCUCUGUGAUUGGUCAUCUUCUCACCCACCUUUACCUGCAGAGACAGGAGGAUGGACACCCAGGGGAAACAUUUGGCCAGCAAGGAGUGUGGGCAGGACUUUGGUACUGAGCCCAAUCCUCUUACCGGUACUGAAUGUGGGGAAACAUCAUCUCUAACCAAAGACUCUCAGGGGCAAAGGAGAAGUUCUACAGAAGAAAAACAUUUUGUCUGUGCAGAAUGUGGAAAAACCAGUCCCCAGAACGCUAACACAGGGGAGAGAAAUAUCACUUGUGCACAAUGUAAGGAAACCCAGUCUUUCAGGAGCAGCCGUUUAACUCACUUUGUAAUACACACAGGGGAAAAAGCAAUCACUUGUAUGGAAUGUGGCAAAGGCUUUGCUCAAAAGUAUAACCUUGUAGCUCAUAUGAGAAUACACACAGGGGAGAAACCAUUCACUUGUACAGAAUGUGGCAAAGGCUUUGCUCAAAAGAAUGACCUUGUAUCUCAUAUGAAAAUACACACAGGGGAGAAACCAUUCACUUGUACAGAAUGUGGCAAAGGCUUUGCUCAUAAGAAACACCUUGCAUCUCAUGUGAAAAUACACACAGGGGAGAAACCUUUCACUUGUACAGAAUGUGGCAAAGGCUUUGUUCAAAAGAAUGACCUUGUAUCUCAUAUGAAAAUACACACAGGGGAGAAACCAUUCACUUGUACAGAAUGUGGCAAAGGCUUUGCUCAAAAGAAUAGCCUUGCAUCUCAUGUGAAAAUACACACAGGGGAGAAACCUUUCACUUGUACAGAAUGUGGCAAAGGCUUUACUCAAAAGAAUAGCCUUGUAUCUCAUAUGAAAAUACACACAGGGGUGAAACCUUUUACUUGUACAGAAUGUGGCAAAGGCUUUGCUCAAAAGAUUAACCUUGUAUCUCAUAUGAAAAUACACACAGGGGAGAAACCUUUCACUUGUACAGAAUGUGGCAAAGGCUUUGCUCAUAAGAAUGCCCUUGUAUCUCAUACGAAAAUACACACAGGGGAGAAACCUUUCACUUGUACAGAAUGUGGCAAAGGCUUUGCUCAUAAGAAACACCUUGUAUCUCAUAUGAGAAUACACACAGGGGAGAAACCUUUCACUUGUACAGAAUGUGGCAAAGGCUUUGCUCAUAAGAAUUACCUUGUAUCUCAUAUGAAAAUACACACAGGGGAGAAACCUUUCACUUGUACAGAAUGUGGCAAAGGCUUUGUUCAAAAGAAUGGCCUUGUAUCUCAUAUGAGAAUACACACAGGGGAGAAACCUUUCACUUGUACAGAAUGUGGCAAAGGCUUUGUUCAAAAGAAUGGCCUUGUAUCUCAUAUGAAAAUACACACAGGGGAGAAACCAUUCACUUGUACAGAAUGUGGCAAAGGCUUCGCUCAAAAGAAUGGCCUUGUAUCUCAUAUGAAAAUACACACAAGGGAGAAACCUUUCACUUGUACAGAAUGUGGCAAAGGCUUUGCUCAUAAGAAUAACCUUGUAUCUCAUAUGAGAAUACACACAGGGGAGAAACCUUUCACUUGUACAGAAUGUGGCAAAGGCUUUGCUCAAAAGAUUGACCUUGUAUCUCAUAUGAAAAUACACACAGGGGAGAAACCAUUCACUUGUACAGAAUGUGGCAAAGGCUUUGCUCAUAGACAUAACCUUGUAUCUCAUAUGAAAAUACACACAGGGGAGAAACCUUUCACUUGUACAGAAUGUGGCAAAGGCUUUGCUCAUAAGUAUAGCCUUGUACCUCAUAUGAAAGUACACACAGGGGAGAAACCUUUCACUUGUACAGAAUGUGGCAAAGGCUUUGCUCAAAAGAUUAACCUUGUAUCUCAUAUGAAAAUACACACAGGGGAGAAACCUUUCACUUGUACAGAAUGUGGCAAAGGCUUUGCUCAUAAGUAUAGCCUUGUACCUCAUAUGAAAGUACACACAGGGGAGAAACCUUUCACUUGUACAGAAUGUGGCAAAGGCUUUGCUCAUAAGAAUAACCUUGUAUCUCAUAUGAAAAUACACACAGGGGAGAAACCAUUCACUUGUACAGAAUGUGGCAAAGGCUUUGCUCAAAAGAAUAAUCUUGUAUCUCAUAUGAAAAUACACACAGGGGAGAAACCAUUCACUUGUACAGAAUGUGGCAAAGGCUUUGCUCAAAAGAUUGACCUUGUAUCUCAUAUGAAAAUACACACAGGGGAGAAACCAUUCACUUGUACAGAAUGUGGCAAAGGCUUUGCUCAUAGACAUAGCCUUGUAUCUCAUAUGAGAAUACACACAGGGGAGAAACCUUUCACUUGUACAGAAUGUGGCAAAGGCUUUGCUCAAAAGAUUAACCUUGUAUCUCAUAUGAAAAUACACACAGGGGAGAAACCAUUCACUUGUACAGAAUGUGGCAAAGGUUUUGCUCAAAAGAAUACCCUUGUAUCUCAUAUGAAAAUACACACAGGGGAGAAACCAUUCACUUGUACAGAAUGUGGCAAAGGCUUUGCUAAAAAGAAUAACCUUGUAUCUCAUAUGAAAAUACACACAGGGGAGAAACCAUUCACUUGUACAGAAUGUGGCAAAGGCUUUGCUCAAAAGAUUGACCUUGUAUCUCAUAUGAGAAUACACACAGGGGAGAAACCUUUCACUUGUACAGAAUGUGGCAAAGGCUUUGCUAAAAAGAAUAACCUUGUAUCUCAUAUGAAAAUACACACAGGGGAGAAACCAUUCACUUGUACAGAAUGUGGCAAAGGUUUUGCUCAAAAGAAUAACCUUGUAUCUCAUAUGAAAAUACACACAGGGGAGAAACCUUUCACUUGUACAGAAUUGCAAUAAGAGUGACUUUGCCACUCACUUUAAUGGCACACAAGGGUGUAAUAAUUUAUUCAUGGAUAAUGAGGCAACAGCUUGUAUAACAAAAGUAAAGUUGUCAUUCAUUGGUAAAGUCUUCCAUCCCCUCUGUUACAAGUAUGGUCAACAUUUAUAAUAUGAGUCAAAGACUGGCAAAUUGAUUCAUGGGAAACCCUUUUAUCUUCAUGUUCAACCUGACAUGGGAAUUAAGAGGUGAUCUGCCAAAGGUAUAAAACAUACAGAGGUGGUUGAUCAUGGUCAUUUAAUCUCUUUUAGCUUCAUUCAUUUUGAGAUUUUCAAGAAUCAGUUUAAUAAAUAAUGAUAAAGCAAACUGUGGUAUCCCUCUCUCUAUCUAUAUCUAUGAUUUAUUAGGCGACCCUUCCACUUUAUGAAAAAUGCCACAUACAGUAAGUUUAAAUGGUAAAGGAAGUUGCAAGAAGAGUUUCUGUUUCUGGAGGAUCUGGUACAAUGUCAACAGACACUGAUGUGGGACAAUAAAAAUAUAAAUUAUGUGGAACAAUUAAAAAACCUUUGCUAUUCA